CUUUUUCCAGAUGGUCGGCUUCGAAUGUGCCCUCCAGGUGGCAGCAGCUUCACAAUGGCCUGGUCGAUGGCGUGCACGAUGCGAAGAAAGCGACAAGUCACCUACAAGAAUUCAUUUCGUGAGAUCUUAAUUCUACCUUCUAUCCAUAACUAUUUAUCUCAAACUACCAGUUCAGUUUUAGCCCAUCGCUUUCAAAUUUGCGUCAUUUUAGCAAAACGUGCGCUCAUCGCUCCGUCUAUCCAUCAACUACAAAUCAUAUGCUGUGAUGUUGGAUGCAGUGUGAAUGAUCUGAUGUCAUAUUGUGGACAGCUGACGGGGUGGUGA
This is a messenger RNA of Angiostrongylus costaricensis, 324 nucleotides long. The record is from the annotation of a GenBank genome assembly. NCBI's taxonomy places the organism in Eukaryota, Metazoa, Nematoda, Chromadorea, Rhabditida, Metastrongylidae.